Molecule: messenger RNA, 15997 nt
Organism: Anopheles moucheti
Lineage: Eukaryota; Metazoa; Arthropoda; Insecta; Diptera; Culicidae
Product: mucin-3A-like
Exons: 7
Coding region: 1-12546 (4181 amino acids)
Biological process (GO): positive regulation of DNA-templated transcription
Cellular component (GO): SWI/SNF complex
Source: RefSeq, a predicted model, not a curated record
AUGAAUCGUCGGCAGUCAUUGGACAAGCCAGGUGAGCAACAAGGUAUUUUGUCUCCUCCGGGUCCAUUUCUAACACCGAGCCCGUCGCCAUCGAUACCAGCAAGUCCUCGGUUGCAGCCGUCACCUUCGCAGUCACCGUUUUCUCAGCAACAGGAUAUUCUGCUGGUGACCAACAGCACCAUUGGUAAUGUGACUCAGGAGCAAGAUCGCAAAACAGGAGUAGCAGGGCGACGCCAAUCAUUUAGUCAACAACAAUCCGCUCUCGUUCAGCAACAGCAACUGUUGAACAACAGUACCAGCCCAAAUGCCGGAACAGUUGUGUACCGUCCUAGUCCUACGCAGUCUCCUGCGGGGGCUACGACCUACAGCAUCUCGACGACACCUGGAAAUGAGUUCAAUACGACUCUAGUCGGUUCGAACAAUAUUUCACUCAAUAAGAAGGGUCGCAAAUCGUCCUCGGUUAGUGCUAUUCAACAACAGCAUCAGCAACAACACCACCACCUCCUCCCACAGUCACAUGCAGGCCAUGGACAUGGAACAUUGCCCCCCGCCAGUAGCCCGAAAGCGGCGAAAAAAGCAAUGCAACAGAACCAGCAACAACAGAAUCCUUACCAACAGCACCACGCCGCGGUAUCAUUCGUUGGAAGUCCCAUCGCAAGUCCCAGUCCGAUCGCAAGCCCCAACGGUGGUUCGAUACUGCUCACUACCGGUAAUGGAACAGGAGCGAAUGUGGCUGCUGGAUCAACCAGCGCCACUAGCCUGGGUGGCUCGACACAACUGAGGCCACCGACACCACAACCUCUCAUUCAACAGUAUCCUGUUGUGGGCACCGGAAAUCAAAUAGUGCAAAUUUUCCAAGGUUCCCAGUUUGCAAUAACGCAGUCGCAACCUGCGACGGCGACAGCAAUAACACAGCAGCAUCACCAGCUUCAACAGCAGAGCGGGCGCCAUACAACAAUAGUAUCCCAGCCCAGUCCCCAGCAGCAGCAUCAGCUAAACCAAACAAACGUGCAACAGCAUAUACCGCUACAGGCGAUACAAGCGCAGCAGCUUCAUACCAUUCAGCAAUCACCGUCGCAUCAGCAACAGUUCGUACAGCAGCACAUCAUAGCCGCUACUUCCGUUGCAUCCAGUGCGAUACCAUCGACUGCUUCUACUGCCUGUGUUACGUCUGCCGGUGGUUUAGUCCUAACUGGCACUGGACUCCAGAGCUCCCCGUCAGCCGGUACUGGAAGUGGUGGCAAUGUUGCAAAUGUGAAACAUCACAACAAAGGACCACAACAAAUACUUCCAAAGCCUGCAACUGUGACUCCUUCAGUUUCGCCGUCGUCUUCGACAUCAUCGUCAUCUUCUGCUUCUUCUACACCGAUGGCUGUGCAUCAUCAGCAAAGCCCCCUUCAAGCGACGGCAUUUGUUUCAAGUUACGGCACUACCCCAAUCGUACACGGUUCUAAAGCGAUUGUAGCGCAGCCGAAGACGGUCACUUCUGUAUCGCUGCCGACUGUAGUGUCGCAACUGCCGUCUCAGAUACAGGUUUCCCAAGCGGGUACCGUCGUUAGUGCCGGUGGCGCUACCCAAGUGCAUUUUACGACAACAGCGACUCCCCAAUCGCAGGGUUCCGCGCUCAACACGGCGCAAGUACACGGACAAAUGGUUACCACGACAACACAGCCGGCCGGUGCACAACAGCCAGGAGCUCCAUCACAACAGAACGCCACAGCAGCAGCAGCACAAAAUGGGUCCAUCAUUCUACCCACGGGAAACAUUAACGCUCAGCCAUUGCUGCUUAACCAAAUGCCGGUGUUGGUGCAGCAGAAUACACCGCAAGGGGUACAGCUAAUACUGCGUCCGCCAACGCCACAGCUAGCUGCCCCGAGUUUGGUUAUCCACAAUACGAGACCGCAGUUGCAACAGCCUCAACCGCAGCAAGUGCUUCGAAUACUUAACGCAAAUGGGACGAUGCAGUUGGCGACCACACCAACGUUUAUUGUUUCCUCCCAGGGCAAUCUGGUCCAGCAGAACAUAUCCGGACUGAAGACAAACCAGGGUGUACCGUUAACGCAGAUUCAGGGGUUACAGGGACAGAGGCAACCGCAGCAAAUAACAGCCGCCAUUAAUCAACAUCUCUUAAGCCAAGGUGUCGCGCAGAUACAGAAUCUUCAGCUGAACGGAAAUUUAGCUCAGAUACAGAUGCCAAACGGCCUCAAUGGGCAACUGCUCACCACGUCUCUGCCAGCACAAUUCCAACAAGCGAGCGUCGGCAGUUUUGGAAUUCAAAAUCAGAACAUUAACUUGAACCAGCUGGGUAGCGUGAAUUUGCAGCUUGCCACGGGGCCUGGAGGUGCAACGUUUGUGUCACCUUCUUCCACGCCAGGAGCUACCCCAGGAUCAGCACCGACUGGGGAAAUCGUUGUAAACGCUCAAAACAUUCAAUUUACCGCGGCUCCCGGAACAGCACCCAACACAAUUACUGUCAACGCUCAGGGCACACCACAAGCGCAACAAACUCAAGUUUCACAACAGCAACAGCAGCAUCAGGCAGGUGGUCAGCAAAUUUUGACUGCCUCAUCGAUAGAUGGGCAGAUUCAAACGGCUCAAAUAAUUCCUACAGUGUCGACCGACGCACUGAGAAACCAUAAUCAUCAUGCCGGCAAUCCAAUCCUAACGACCGCCUCCGGUCAGCAGGUGAUCGUCACCGACGGUAUAAAGGCACAGAUUCAUGCACAAGCUAUUUCGGCGCAACAGCAACAAAUGUUUAAUCAUCAAAACGCAAACCUACAACAGCAACCAAGCGCAUCAGUGUCUAUUCAGCAAUCGAAUCAGCUUCCUGCAGCACCUGCUGCAUUAUCCUUGCCAGCAACAAGAAUAGAGGUGGAGAAACCAAAAAAGGAACGUCGAAAUAAGAAAAAAGUGAAACCAAUACCGCCACCGGUGGCUACGGCAGCACCGAUGAUUCUGCAACAAAGUACGCCAACUGUAAGCCAAGUGCCAAUUCAUACCAGCACUCCAACAGCGACAACGACCGCUACCGAACGAUUAACAUCACCCAACUCUCCUUCGUCGUACAGCAAUACGCACACGCCCACGGGGAAAUUAGACUUGGCAAAUCUGAUGAAAAUUUCUGGUAUCGGCAUCGAUGACGAUGACUUGAUGGAUACAGAUGAACCGCCGCCCUUACUGGCCUCCACUAGCAAUCAUGCAACAGUUGGAGUAGAGUAUCCUUCAAAUAUUGUGAUACAACAUAACGAGUCGUUAAAUGCUAACAGUAGCACUACCGGAGGGACUACAGGACAGCAACAUCCUUUAAAGGAUGCUAUGCCGUCCGUCUCGUUGGUUAGUUCUGGAGGGCAGCCGGUUACUGGUCAGGUACUCGUACAAUCUCAGCAACAACAGCACCAGCAGCAACCUGGUCUAAUGGCAAACCAAUCGGUUGGGGGAGGUGCUGGCAGUGAUAUCAUGAUUACAAUACCUUCCACCGUUGGCUCGGAGAAUGUGGAAUUUCCUUACACAAUAUCGAUACCAACGUCCGGGAUAGAAAGGACACAGGAGAAAAAAGUGUCACCUGACGUCAAUUGUACCACUCCCGCUCACACGAUUGCAGGUGGCACUACUAGUGCUAUGACGGGACAACAACAACAACAACAAGAUGCGCCAUCGUUCAUGAUCACGAUCGAUCCAACAAGCGACUCCAAUUCCGGACAAGCUUCAUACACAGUCUCGUUGCCAAGAUUUGGUACCGGAGCGAAUGAUGAUUCGAAAGUGGUCAACAUUGCCACCGUGGCUCCAACAGCUAGCGUACAAGCUAUUAAUACUACAACGACGUCCUCGAUGGCCACAUCAAAUGCUAGCAGCAGCAUGCAGCAGAACAAUACGAUAUGUGUGAACAGUUUGAUGAAUAACGUUUUAAACAACACGCAAGUAACGCCAACCCUGCAGAGCCAACUCAACGAAAUACAGAAUCAACUGAUCGCCGAAGCACAGCCGCAUCUUGUUCCAUCGUCGAAAUCAUCAAACAUUGUAUCCGCGUCUAUAGUUCCCGCAUCGCAACAUCAACAAAUGUUAACAACAAUGGCACCGCACAGUGGGACAACUGCAUCGGCGUCCUCUGUCGGAACAACGACGACUACGUCCAUUGUGAUAUCCACGAACAGUAGUAAAAUAUUAUCCGUUCCCUCACCUUCUCCGAAGAAGAAAUCGGUCACAAUCGCCAAUAACAAUGUCGGGAGUGCAGCAAUGAAUAAGAAAAAUGGGAAAAAAUUGGAAAAAUCUUUCGACACGAUUGGUACGACCAGUGUGGUGCCAACGCAAAUAGGAAAUAUUCAAAUUUCACAAGUGGACGGUACAACAGCCAAUCAAAACAAGGCGGUUAAGGGUGGCACCAUCAACAACCAGAUACAGAUUACUCCGAUCAUCGACAGCAAAGUGGUGAACGCAGCGGGCGCACAAUAUCAAAACAUUACUCAAAUGCAGUCCUCGGUCAGUCAACCGCAAUCGACUGUCACACUUCAGAGCCAAAUACAAACUCCGCAGCACCAGCAGAGUCAUACAAUGCAUUCAUCCAUGUGUGGAGGAUCCGUAUCCCAGCAUCAACAGCAGCCGCAACAGUCGCAUGCGAUUCAAUCUGUACCAACUUCGAUCCAAUCGAACGUGAUAGCAGGAGGUGGCGGUGUAGUGUUCACUACACAGCAGCAACAGCCAUCGGUCGUAGCAACACCUACAGUCCAGUUGAAUCAAACGUCCAUCACGCCAACACCAUUGAUACAGCAACCACCACCAGUUCCACCGCCGCCAGUUACAACGGCACAAGGAAUACUUGCGCAGCUGACUGGUAGUUUAAGUUUAUCACUCGCAGAAAAUGGUCAACUCAUUUUAAAGCACGACGUAAAUCAACCGCAAACUCCCGAAUCGCAAACUAUCCUGCAGGCUAUUCUAUCUGGUGCCUUGGGUAAUAUUACGUUGGUAAACGAGCCAUCCAAACCGCAAACCACACUGGCAAACAGUGCCAUACCGGCCAAUAUUGCUCCCAUACAACAACAGCACACUACAGCACCCAUUACACAGCAGCAAACACCAGGGCAUCAUCAGAUCGUCGUGUCGGCACAGCCUUUGCAGCAACAAAACAAAAAUGUUGCCGCUGUUAGUGGACAUGUACAGCAGAAAACACAGGGCACCACAACGGUGACUAUUCAAACUGGUCAUCAACAGCUUCAACUUCAACAACAACAACAGCAACAACAGCAACAACAGCAGCUGCAACAACAUCAGCAACAUCAGCUGCAACAACAUCAGCUGCAUCAGCAGCAACAGCAAAUGCAACAACACCAGCAACAACAGAUCCAGCAACAGCAAUUUUUACAGCAGCAAACGGUCUCGCCAGCCUUUACAUCGCAGUCAUCUACCACAACGCCAACCAUGCAACAACACAUACAGACUGGCAAUAACCAGACUCAUUUGGUGAACACGCAACCGACGCAAACACAAACUCUUAAGCACGUUCGUAAACCAGAAACGAGCAUCGAACCAGUAUUGAACCAUCAACAGUCUUUGCCGGCCCAGUCCCAACAACACCAGCCACAACAAACGGUUUUGGUCAACCCGAAUGCGCCAAAACUUGUAGAGCUACCGAAGGUUGGACCCAAUCAACAGCUGUUCUCCCUCAACACGUUAACUAAUCAGAUUACACAGUUAAGUCCAGGGCAAACAACGGCCGCUCUCGGACCUAUGGAGCGCGUGUUGAUCGUGCCAACCGGAAUCAACGCGCAACAGUUAGCGCAAUGCCUGAUGCAGGGACAAAUUCAUUUCAACAACAUCGGACAAGUGACUCAGUCAAGCGAAACGAGACCAACACCGACGCUAACGCAAUCGCAACAACCCUCUCAAUCAGCUACGUCAUCUACGACGACGGUCCCAAAGGGUAUGGCAGGUUCUCAAACAGCUGUAGAACAGCAACAAACAAUUAAUCAAGCAACGAAAGGGCCACCACAAAUCGUUACUACCCCGGGAGGCAAUACUAUCAACUCGAAGGUAAUAAACAACAGCAGCAAUGUAACGAAUGCAAACAAUGUCGCUACCGCAAAUACCGGAACGAUCGUGAAAGAGAAACCGAAACGCAAUCGGUCGAAAAAACAGGAUAAAGCACAACCAUCGGCCAGCCCUUCGAAGUCGACGGUAAUCAAAAUUAACACCAUGUCUAGUGGUUAUCCACCGAGUGUUGUACUUCAACCUGGCCAACAUGCACAACCAAUACUUGGCGAAAAUGGUACCAAAAUAGGCACCAAAAUAGUUGGUACAGUGAACCCAAACAACUUUGUAACCAGUAGUUUACAACAGCAGCAACAGCACCAACAACAACAGCAGCAGCAGCACCAGCAGCAACUUCAGCAACAGCAUCAACAACAAAUGCAACAAGUCCAACAACCUGUCCAGCCGCCACUGGUCGCACAAGUGCAUCCGCAACAACACCAGCCGCUGAAAACACCUACCACAAUGGCGAUGGUUGUGAAAGGUACGAUUGGAUCAACUACAGUAACUGCAACAAAUUCGGCCAUCAAUAAUGUAACCGUUACUGCGACAGCAGUGAAAAAGGGCAGAGCGAAUGCUACACAACAACAGCCACUUCUAAAUCAAGUACCACAACAGCCAAUGCCUCCGUUGGUUAGUGUAAAUUCAAUGGUCCCAGCCCCGGCAUCGCUUAGCAGUAGCUCCCCGAUGGGUGUUGGAACUCCGACGGUAGUACCGCGGGUACAAACGAUUCAGUUGACUCCUCAGAAGCAGCAACACUUGAAGAACGUGCAACAGCAGAUUCAGCAACUAUCGACCAAACUACAAAACAAGAACCUUCUGUCAUCCCUUUUGAUUCCGGCAGAGUUUGAUCCUUCAAAUCCCAUCCAUAACAAACCAUUGCCAUCGAUAAAGAAUUUACAGACGAUGUCGGACAAGGAAAUUUGCAACGUACUGCAACGAUUGUUUAUGGAGCAGCAGAAAAUCUUGUCGACUGGAAAGAUUAUUCCAACCAUCCCAUCGGGACAUACUUUUGCCAGUUCAACGACGCAACAGGCAAUUCCGCCACCACCGACACCGAUCAGUAACAGCCAAAGUCUUAGUGAAACAAUAACAGGUUCUGUUCCUAACGUUGGUGCAGAGCAGAAAUCCCAACAGGCAAUAAUAACACCGAUCACAGUUACUCCUAGCAGUGGUUCGGCCAUCUUUCACGGUGGUGCUGUCACUAGUGGAGCUUCCGUUACUUCGUCCCAGAUGGUUGGCAAACAUGAGCUUCUUGCCCCUCUUUCGACGGCUGCGAGUACUAACAUGAGUGUCCUUACAUCGGGUGCGAUUACAAGCGUUGCGCCAUCCGUGGCUCACUCAUCGAUGUCCAUUACGAUCACAAGCAGUACCUUACCGAUGCAAAGCGUUGGUAGUGUACAGAAGUUUGGAACAAGUGCUAAGCAGACGACAACGAUCAUUCCAAUAACCUCUACACUGCAGCCUCCGACGACUUCGGGGUCCGCAGGUCCGCAGGUUCUUAAAUCGGCGCCGACGACGACGACAGUUGCUUCGGUUACGAAUAAUGCAAGUGUUGCUAAAAACAUCACAGUUCCCGCAGGAACGAUCGUUCCGAAACACAUUACGCUGUCCAGUGGUGGUACGACGCAGGCGAACGCUUCUGUAAUGCCUCCGUUGCAUACGCUUGUGCCAGCGACGCAGCAACAGGUGAAUGUGCCAGGGUCUUUGAUUAACAAGCUUGAAAGCAAUAAUGGCAGUGGAAGUAACGCUUCUAGUGCAAUCAUAAACCAUCAACAAUCGAUUGCCACCAAUCAGAUGACUGCUUCGGUUGCGUUAAACAGCACGAAUCGUUCGAACACUCCCGUUCCGCCGCCACUUGUCGCAACACUUCCCGGUGGUGGUCAGCUGAAAACGUUGGCUGGUGCUGCUGGUCAUGGCAACUCGUCUAUUGUGAUCGUUGGUGGAUCACAUGCCAUUUUGAGUGGAUCUCCUCAAAUGAUCGCACAAACAGCAGCGAGAAUUCAACAGCAGCAGCAGCAGCUGCAACAACAGCAACAACAACAGCAACAACAACAGCAGCAGCAGCAACAACAACAACAACAGAUUCAAGCUCAAGCUGGUAAUGUUCUUCUAACUACUCCAACUUCGGUACCAGGAACUCCGUCAUCCACUUCGUCUCCCGUGAUGGCUGCCGUUGCUCCAUUGCGUACAACUGUAUCAUCGACGUCAUCCCUGGCAACGUCUGCGUUACCACCCCCGUUGGUUCCGUCCAGUGCCAGCAGUAGCAGCACGAUUCCAUUCAGUACCGGUGGUAAUAGCGGGAGCAUCUCUUUGCCGCUUAUUAACGGUACCAGCAGCGCAAUAGUGACUAGUGCCAACACCUCAACUGCAAUGGCACCAAUGGCAUCGUUGGUGUCCUUUCCAACAACAACAACGACGGCAAAUGCUCUAUCAUCGGCCGUUGUGGCUGCUUCGGCUAUGAAUAACAAUUCAAGCACACCGGCCGUCAUCAUCGCCGCUCCUGCGGGUACUUCUCCAUCCACCCCGAUGACGUACAUCACUACAAACGUACCAAAUAGCCCGGCUGUAAAAGUACCCCGUGCAAGUUUGUUCGAAAUCCAAAUACAGAAAGACCAGGAUGCUUGCACGAAACCGGACACGAACACACCGUUCGGUAGCAAACAGGAUGCCAUUAAGCGACUGAUACGCUAUCACUGCAUGUACGAGGAGAAGUGCGAGGAGAAUGAAGACGAAGAAUUACAGUUUGAGACGACGGCCGAAUGGUUCCCGGAAGCGUUCCGAACGAUGCUCAGUCGCUAUCAACGGUUAAUGAUCAAUGAAUCGAUGCGUGAAGUGCGCACCUCGGAACUGAUGUUGGUGAACAAACUCUUCAAGGCAGACAUAACGCAAGAGAUCGAAGAAAUGCAAGAGCAUCUUCGAGAAGCCGAAAUUCUCGCUUUGCCCGCGAAGGAGGGUGCAGAGGACGUAAUAUGUGUAUCAUCGUCGGAUGAAGAGAAACCUAAAUGCAGAGAGCUUGCAUCUGCGCCACACCAAAGCGAAUCUCCGAUUCUGCCGUUAACGCUACCAGAAGAUCCCGGUAACGAUGCGAGUCCAGGCGGUUUGCGCAGACCCGAUUCGUGCAAUUAUGUAUCGGAUUCGUCUAUUUCUGUGAACGGACCAUCAAAUGUGAACGCCAGUCUAACGGAAACUGUACGAUCAAGCUCAUUGAUGUGUCAAUCUUUAGCGAGUAGUGAAACAUCUCUACAGAGCACAUUCCAAAAGACCAAUAGUACUACGACAGUCAUGCAUUCUACGGGGCAGAUACAGUCUGUAGUUGCAAAGCAAGAAAUAGUUACUUUCCAUCGAAAUAACACCAGUCGAAAUAGCACCCCGUGGAGUGAUGUGUUGUUUAAAAAGAAUGUACAGACAGGGACGAAUAGUUACGAUGAUAUAGAAAGUGAAAUUACACCAAGUUUCAUCAUGAAGAAGGCUGACGGUGGCGUUAUGAGUGACGAGAAAAAGCGGGACAGUUCGAACAUCCCGCCGCACGGCUCAUCAUCAGCCAUGGUAACAUCAACAGCCCCACCAACAUUGCGCUAUUUCAAUCAGGUUCACUUGCCAUCGGAACAAAAGAACUGUAUAGCAGAGAAGCCUGACAAUAGUCAACUACAAUCGUCAUGUGAAACUGCUCCAUCCCUUGUAACAACUCAACUCACAUCCGCAAAGCAAUCCGUAGAUCAGAACGAUUCGGCUUAUGAUGAGUGGAUGUGUUUCCCGAAAGAUCUUAACUACUUCACUGGAAGUAGCGAUGGGAAUGGUGCGAAUGAAGUAGAUAGUGCAAGCAUGCGGAUGGGAAGUAACAAUACCAUUCCUAAUCUAGGCAUCGAUCCCACAGGAAGGAGAAAAACAACAGAAGAAGAGAUUCACGAAAUGUUUCAUUCGAACGAUUCCAAGAGUGUCGAUAAACAGUUGGAGCAGCUGUUCAACACAACUGCUGACGAUAAACCAUCGUCUGCAGUAUCUCGGGUCGAUUCGCCAUUGACCGAAUUUCUCAACAACCAUCAGCGAACCACGGGAGUAACAAGCAGUGCGGAAGUGUGUGGAGGUCCUUCGACGAAAAGUGUCGAAACGCGCUUGGAUGCGUUGUUUGGCGGUACCGUUUCCUCUGCUUCCGAACCGAGGGCGUCUGGGAUUAACGAGAAAACGGACGAUAUGAUGGCAUCCCGUCACUGGUCCACUUCCGUGUUUCAAUCAUCACAGGAAGAGGAAGAAUCGACUUCCGAUUCAUUUUUGCACAAAUCUUCAGCCAACAGCUUCGAAGUUCUUCAACAGCAGCAUGCGUCAGGCGGCGGUACACAAAAACGACACUGGACGGGUGCGGUAACGAGUGGUAGUAGUACAGCGGGAAUUGGCUCUACGGCCAGUAUUUUGUAUUCUAAUGAAUCAUCGGAAAAUGAAUCGAUUAGUCCAAGUAAGCGGCAGUGCAUGUCGCUUGGUCGCAAUGAAAAACAGCUUGACGAUAGCAGCAGAGGUAAUGUGAAAAGCGAUGACCAUCGUUGGUUGAUGGAGUGUACCGGAAACAGCGAGCGCUCCAGUACAGCAAAUUCUCAAAUGCAGCCUAUGGGAACGGUCAGCUCGAAUGGUUCGAUACAGAAGCCCGCUCAAGGUAACGAUCACAUUCUUGUAAACAAUGGUAGUAACAACAGCAUUGGUAGCACCGACAUUAAUAUUGGAUGUGGCUCAAUAGUAACUAGUGUUGGCGGUGGUGGUGGUGGUGAUUGUAGAGGAAUUAGUUCUGGUGGGGUUAUAAUUGGUAACUGUCGCAAUGGUUCCAACGGCAAUCCGCUGGUCGGUCAGGUGAAUGGUGAAGAUGACGGGCUGUCGACAGCAACUAACAUUAUCAUGCUGGGUAGGAUGGGCAACAAUAACAACCACAACAAUAAUAACAAUAACAACAUCAAUCAUCAUCAUGAUCAUCAUCAUCAGCACGGAGUGUCCAAACGAACGUCGUGGAACGGUGACAUCUUGCUAGCAUCGGCAACAGCGGAAGAUGUAGAUCAUCAUCAUGGGAGUGUGCUAGAUAUGCUCGAAACUAAUCUUAGCCUAAGCCUAAAUAAUCUUAACAGCAUAUGUAGCUCGGGCUUACUGGACAACGGUGGAGAUCCUAGUGAAACGGAACCACUUUCUCAUCACCAUUCCCACCAUGGACAACAGCCGGAGGAACAACUUCAUCAUCACCAUCAGCAGCAGCAGCAGCAACAGUCACAUCUUUUGCAUCCUAAUCACAUAUCGCACAAUCACAUUUCCCAUAGUUUGCAUCACCAUCACAACCACAACCAUCACCCGCACCCACACCAUCAUAUGCAUCCGGUAGUGGACGGCCCAGCAUCAUCUGGCCCAGCAGAUGCCGUGGUUGGUGUUGGACGGAAGGGAAAUAAGAGUUGUUUCAACGAAACUAACGACAUGAUGCAUGGUGGUGCCUCCAACGCGGGUCCCAUUCCAGGCGACGAUGCAACUAAUAAUCUUAUUCUCUGUGGUGGUGAUGGUGGUAGUAGUAGCACCCGUUUAAGUAGUAACAAUGAUCACAAUAAAAUCACCUAUCUCGAUCGUGAUCUUCUAGGCUUGGACCCUUCUGAACAUCACGCAUCUCAUCAUCAUCACGGUAUUGAUGAAAGCAGUAGAGCGCCGGUGAUCAAUUCCGUGCAUGCCCAUCACCAUCCGCAUAAUGCUGGAUCGGGAGCUGUAAUGAAUGAACCGAUAACGAUAGGAGGUAAAGAUUCAAUCCAUAUGCCACCGGGCAUGAUGGGAGACGAAGAACCAUCGUUCCAUGAGCAUCACCAAGAGCAGCAGCAGCAACAGCAACAGCAACAGCAGCAGCAGCAGCAACAUCACCACCAUCAUCACCAUCAUCAUCAGCACCAUCAGCAAACAAUCCAUGAUCUCCACCAGUUCAAUCACAUCUCAUUCGAUACGAUGGGAAUGCCGAAUUUUGAGGAAGACAUCAACCGACAGGUGCAGAAUGCGAUCGAUAGUAUCUUGAAUCUGCAGAGCAACGAAACGGACGGUUCCUUGCACUACUCGCUCGAUAAUUCCUUCCUUCCCGAUAGUCCACUGUCGAGUGGGUUGGGAAACUCCGUCAAUCCAUCACUCCUAGGUGCGAUGCACCAUCAGCACACGGAGACGCCACUCUCGAACCAUCAUCCAGUGACGCACUUACAGUCCCAUGCUCAGCAACAUGCUCCUCGCCAACAAUCGUCAUCAACAAUGCCGGCUGUCCAGCAGCACGUUGGCAUGAAACGAAAGUAUCCCACUGACUGCCCAUCGCCCAUGGUUGGUGUAUCGCCCGAUGAUGGUAGUCCGAUGGGACCGGGCAGCAGUGGUAGUAGUAACAGUAAUAACAGUACCAUCAGUAGCCUGAGUAACAGCACCACCGGGAGCACCGGAAGUGGCAGCAGUGGUGCUAGUUUGCUCGGUGUGACGAAUCACCACUUUGGUGUGAACGCAACCGAAGGCGAUCCGUUGAAGACGAUCAUAAAAUCUUGACAACUUUCCAUCGCAAGCUAAAUGAUUGAGGAAGAGUGACAGCUGGUAAUCCAGUUUGUCAGUUGUGCCGUGUGCCGGAUGUUUGAUUUCCCACAACAAAUAUUCAUUUGCCUCUGGACAAUGGAGCAAUGGUUUUAGUUCAGGUUAUUACUCUUCUAUAUGUUGAUAUUUUAAAACAAAAUGUGGUAUUUGAAGUGAAAUCGUCAUACUUGUAGAAUGGCAGAGAGCCGAAAAUUUCAAUACUAUAAUAGAUCAAUCAUUUUCAUCCAUAAUCCGAUCGGUUUAAUACUUUUGAGGUGUACAGAACUAUAAACAACAAUCUUCAUUUGUUUUGUUUCGUAGUGUUGAAUCCAAAUUGAACGAACAAAUCGUUAAAUCGUACGUGUACAGUACACGAUUAUAUUGUAAAACAUUUUCAUUUGCUUCGCGGAAGAGUUGUAUAACAUUUUUUAGUUCAGAAAACAUUUAAAAUAGUUUUUUUGCUGCGGAUGUUCACUUGAAUCCCUCAUUUUUUUAACCUGUACCUGAUUUCUUCUGAGGAAAUCACGCUUCGACCUAAACCGACCAGUAACAUCUCAACUUGAAAAGAGUGUUACGAUGAACCGAAUAUCAACUGCCAAGGAAUAACCAAAACGGUGCACUAGCAAUUGGAAAAAUGGGAAAUACAAAGCUUAAAGCAUGGCUUAAACUUUUAACAUUACAAACACGUAAAUCGAUCGCGAAAUUGUACGUAAGCAAAAGCUGAUGGGGGCAGCAGAAAUGAUGAUGUACCGUACACGAACGGUUGAAUAUUUGCGUACGACUGCGAUCACCAGUUGAUCAUUAAAGCGGGCAAUACAGCAAAUAAUGUGCGGCGUUAGUAAGAAAAGUCACCUGAGUGGCGUUAUCGAUAAUAUUGACUUAAGAUGUAAUUUAGCUAAGGUGAAAUUAUUGAUCAUAUAAACUAGUACUUCUUAGCAUACAUUAAAAAAAAAACACACACACAAACACACGUAUGUACAUAAGCUCCCGCCAGAUCGAGCGACAGGAGCACAGAAUGCCGGAUGUAGAACACCUUAUUCUUGUAGUGCGAUGUUUAAGUAGCUUGAACAUUAAUGGAUAUUGAUUGAAUGUAUUGCGAAGAUGGUAGAACGACAACAACAAAAAAAGAGCAGGAGCGUUCUGUGAGUGAGACUCAAACAUUGAAUUGACAGCUGAGUUUUGCUGUUCGAAAGAGCAACGGAAAACAAUUUAUGUUUAUACUGGCCAACCAUGUAACCGUAAACACUAUCCCAAAGCAAAGCGGCACCGUUAACUGUCGGGCUUGAACUGAUGUAACUGGAAUGUUUUUAUCUCUAGACAUAUUUGGGGGAACUACUUUUUAAACGAGAUGAAAUAUCUCACCAUUUUUAAACAAACCCUAGAGACACGGAAAUUGCUAUUGCGCUAUUGGUUUGUUUUUAAGAACGAUUUCUUUUUAAAACUACUAACGGGGGAGAGUGGCCACACACACACACUCACUGGACACAAUAAUCAAAAUCAAUAAUAUAACGGACCAGCGCCCUUUCUCGUCGAUACAUGCUUGCGAAUCAGAAAGUUCCGAAGUGAAAAAGAAUUUACAAACCAUAAACAUGAUAUAACACGAGACAGUGCCCGGGUUGAGGAGAGGAAGAAAAGUUAGCUGUAAAACUAUAUAUCUAUAUAUAUAUAGAGAGAAUAUCCUUUAAAUGGGUGCUUUUCAUUCUCGAAAAGUCUUGAUUACUGGGUGCUUACGGACGAAACUAGGUUACCGGGGGCAAUGCUUCCGAAGAAUUGUAAGCCAAAAAAAAAAGGACAAAAACACUGAUACAGAUACUGAUGCACCGGGCAGCCUUCAGCUGUUUGCGGAAAAAUGAGACGCCCAUUACAAACCAUAAAUGUUAUUCGUGCCGAUUGGGAUGUGUGUGCCCAUUGUUAAGAAGUUGUGCUCAAACUUGUGACAUUAACAUUAACUUGUGUUACGCUUUGCGAAGUUCUUAUUACCCGAUGAUGAUGAGCCUACGCAAAGCCAGGAAUGAGAUUGUAUUUGAACAAAAGCAACAAACCCCGGAGCAUUACUUUGAAGAAGUUGCGCCGAAGGAUUUAGCUUGGUAGUGGAACACGUGGUAAGGCUAACGAUUGUAAAAAGCAAUGAAUGAAAAAGGGUAAAGCUAGUAAAGGUAACGUGGUGUUGUGUGUUUGAAUGUUGGCGGAAAGCGUGAUUCAACGGACGCGCGCGUAACACACAAACAUUAAUUUUUAAGUAGAUAAUUCGGUUUUUCGCCUCUUUCGUUUAGGUAUUGUUUGCUCCUCGUACAUUAGUUUGAAGCUUAACUUAAAUUAAUAUUUAUAAACACGACGUAACGAAAGACAAAGCUCGAACGGAGUGCAGUGCGGCUGCCCAGGACGGAACAACAAACACGGAAGUGGCAGCGCACGGACGUGAAUAUCAAUAAUCAUAAAGCAACGAGGAUCAAUUUCGAACACUACGCGUAGCAAAACAGUGAUGAGAACACAACCCAAAUGCCAAGGUAGUAGUACCAAACGCAGGGACACAGGUUUUGUUGGGUUGGGUUGGGUUGUGCUUGCGCACGCGUGUGUGUGGUGUGUCCAGUGAAAGGUUUCCUGCGGUGUGCGCACUUGGAGGUUAGAUGAGGCGUUAAGGAACCAUAUUUAGUAGACAUCGGAAUUGUCGGCAUUUUGGCAACUGCCACAAAACACGGUUCGUUUUCUAUAAUUGUUUUAUUUGUGUAAUGGGUGGUGUUUAUUCUACGUUUUCAAAACAAGUAAAGCCAACCACUUAUCGUACCAUAAUACGUUUUUCAAAUACUACGAGAUAAGGUUGAAUGAUUUGUAUAAAAAAAUUGAAAUAAUAAAAUUACGACAAUGUAGACAUUUUGUUAAGGUCCUGUUCCUCCCCCUCCCCCCUCUUCCCUCCCCCCUCUUUCUCACCCCAAUCGAACUGUUGUAAUCAGAGGCCAAUAACGGCCCAGCAGUUAUGUAUUCCUGUCCCUGUCCCCGUUUGCUCAUAGGAGAAUUCGUUUCGUUGAAUCCCCCCCCAUUGCUCAUAGUGUAACUUCGAUUGGAUCACGGGGAUCACGGCGAUGGGAUAAGAUCAAACAAAACGAUUAAUGCCGGGAGAGAUUCACCAGUGGAAAAUGGCACACCCCCCCGGCGAGGGGGGGGGGCGUCUGCUUCACGCAAACAGAUCUCUCCAUAUAAGAAUAAAGGGAAAAGGUUAAGUGAAUUAACAAAUCAGUAAACACAGUAAUAUCAGUAUGCAUUGGCGCUGUAGAUGCAUUGUACAGAGAGGCACACCAUCAGCGCGUAACGAGAUAAAGCGCCAGCAGGCAGAUAAACGACACGCAAGACACAGGACGACAUGUUUAAAAAGAAAUUGAUGAAAAAAUAAUCUAUCAAGCUACAAUAAAAAGCAGAUGAUUUUUAUUGAAUA